Messenger RNA from Asparagus officinalis (garden asparagus), 998 nucleotides. Its product is annotated as isocitrate dehydrogenase [NAD] regulatory subunit 1, mitochondrial. Gene Ontology annotation, biological process: tricarboxylic acid cycle; isocitrate metabolic process. The annotation marks the transcript as partial. Gene Ontology annotation, molecular function: isocitrate dehydrogenase (NAD+) activity. The transcript has 4 exons. The record is from RefSeq and is a predicted model, not a curated record. Lineage: Eukaryota; Viridiplantae; Streptophyta; Magnoliopsida; Asparagales; Asparagaceae. Gene Ontology annotation, cellular component: mitochondrion.
GGUUCCGGAGCUACUGGGGCCGACUUUUCAAUCGGGUCAACCAAAAAGCGUCCCCCCUCUUCCCCAGCGGGCACUGCUCGAAAAUUCCCCUCAUUCUCCCCUAUAAAAAGCCCUAACCCUACCUCUCUUCUUGUUUCCAACUCCGAUCCAUGGCGCAUCGAUCUCUCCCCUUCCUCAAAACCCUCCUCCGAUCCCGCCUAAACCCCUCCCGCUCCGUCACCUACAUGCCCCGCCCCGGCGACGGCGCCCCUCGCCCCGUGACCCUAAUCCCCGGCGACGGCAUCGGCCCUCUCGUCACCGGCGCCGUCCAGCAAGUGAUGGAGGCGAUGCACGCCCCCGUCUACUUCGAGACCUACGAGGUCCACGGCGACAUGACCGCGGUCCCUCCCGAGGUCAUCGAUUCGAUCAAGCGCAACAAGGUCUGCCUCAAGGGAGGAUUGGCGACCCCUGUCGGCGGAGGGGUGAGCUCCUUGAAUGUGCAGCUGAGGAAGGAGCUGGAUCUGUUUGCGUCGCUUGUCAAUUGCUUUAAUUUGCCGGGGCUGCCGACGAGGCACGAGAAUGUUGAUAUUGUGGUGAUAAGGGAGAAUACUGAGGGGGAGUAUUCUGGGUUGGAGCAUGAAGUGGUCCCUGGUGUUGUUGAGAGCCUUAAGGUGAUAACGAAGUUCUGUUCAGAACGGAUUGCGAAAUAUGCUUUUGAGUAUGCUUACCUUAACAACAGAAAGACAGUUACUGCUGUGCAUAAGGCCAACAUUAUGAAGCUUGCAGAUGGCCUGUUCCUAGAAUCAUGCCGUGAGGUUGCAACAAAAUAUCCAGGGAUUAAGUACAACGAGAUCAUUGUAGACAACUGCUGUAUGCAACUUGUUUCGAAGCCGGAACAGUUUGACGUUAUGGUCACACCAAACUUAUAUGGGAAUCUAGUGGCAAACACUGCUGCAGGUAUCGCUGGAGGCACAGGUGUCAUGCCUGGAGGCAAUGUUGGGCAAGGCCAUGCGGUAUUU